Messenger RNA from Enterobius vermicularis (human pinworm), 318 nucleotides. NCBI's taxonomy places the organism in Eukaryota, Metazoa, Nematoda, Chromadorea, Rhabditida, Oxyuridae. The record is from the annotation of a GenBank genome assembly.
UGGGCACAUGUUAUUUGUGCUCUUUACAUUCCUGAAGUACGUUUUGGUGAUGUGCACAGUAUGGAUCCCGUUAUUCUUAACGAUGUACCUUUAGAAAGGUUUCAACAACCGUGCUAUCUCUGUACGGAACGUGGUGAUCGAAAACAGGCACUUCAAGGUGCUUGUAUGUCCUGUAACAAAUUAGGUUGCAAAAAAGUUUUUCAUGUUACUUGUGCACAAGCUGAAGGACUUUUAUGUGAAGAAGGUGCUGGUUCUAAAAACGUUAAGUAUUGUGGAUAUUGCUCAUCACAUGCCAAAAAAGCGGUAUGUUUUUAUUAG